AUGAUGCAGCUGAUCUUUAUGUUAGUUGUUGGUCUAUCAUAUUGUAAGCACUACGUAUAUUUAUCCAAAUCUGAAGCAUCACGCUUUCAAUUCACUGAAGAAGCUCGAACAGCUUUAUGUCCAUUUGUUGGCACUGAAGGAAUGAGAUGCUUUGAUGGUAGUCCUGUAAAGUCAUCUGGCAGAACGUUUGCUUCAAACUAUUUGAAAUUACCACGUGGUGUCGGGAUGAGUGUUGAUCGAAGAUCUGGUCGACUCAUAGCUCCAGCUAUUAAACUAGCGUAUCCAUUUGAAGGCUGUCAUACUUUUUGGACUGAUCCUUUUACAGGAACUGCUUAUGACAGAUCACGUGUCCAAAAUUUUCGCAAUGCUUCACAAUUAAAUAAAGCGUGGCAACGUUCAUUCGCUGAGGGAAUGGUUCGUGGUGGAGAAUUAGCUCGCCCACCUGACCUUUUAGGGUAUUCUAAUAGUUAUUUUAAACGUGAUGAUGCUCUAGCACUUUCUCAACGUGUAAUUGGACUUUAUACACUGACAUUAAAUAUUUCGACUAUUGAGCUUAAUUCGUUCGCACGCGAUGCCGUUUCGAAAUUAACACCAAACUUUGAUCAUGAUCUUUAUGAAGAUUUUCUUGAUGCUUGGGAAACCCAUAUUAUUACUAAGUCGCUUGUGGGUGGUAUGGUAGAACAACGAGCUAUACUAAAACGAUGUUUCGAAGCUGGCAAUGAUCGUAUCUUUGGCCAAUGUAUACCAUUCUCUGAUCGAGAUCCAGGUAAUUUUACUUGUGGGUGCUAUGCUAGUUUUGCACGCAUGAUUUCGAAACGUCGUCUUGGAGGUGAUGUGGCACUCGACAACGAUAAUGAAUGGAAAAGAACGCUCUCCACCGGGCCUGCUCUCCUACAGAUUCUUGAAAUGGUUCCUUGGUAUGAUUUAGUCACUGAUGAAGCUGUGAAACAAAACUUACGUACAAUUAUUCGAUAUCGACAGAGAAACAUCGAUUUAGUCCAAGCAGAAGCUGUUCGCCAAAUCGAUGCACGUUUAUCUCCCUGUCCUAUUAGUAUGCUUAAACGAAUUUUAAUUAUCAGGUAA
Rotaria socialis is the source of this 1083-nucleotide messenger RNA. Lineage: Eukaryota; Metazoa; Rotifera; Eurotatoria; Philodinida; Philodinidae. The record is from the annotation of a GenBank genome assembly.